GCAGAACUUCUUCUGAGGCCAUUCCUAUCUCUGUAAAAACCCGCCAAAGGACAGAACCUCGGUCUCUACCAGCCCGCGACUCUAUCAGAAGCAUUCAAUUGCUCACCAAAGCCAACAUGUCUCUCGCCAACUCCAUCUACAGCACCCUGUUCCGCAAGAACUACACCAUGCUUGCGACCGUCUUCGCCGCUGGCUUUGCUUGGGAGAUCGGUUUCAACUCUACCAUGGACAAGAUCUGGGAUAGCAACAACCGAGGCCGCCAAUGGAAGGACAUCCGACACAAGUACGUUGAGGGUGGCGACGAUGAGGAGUAAGAAACUCCGCAUUGCUCAGGAUAGAAUGGGUGUCGAAUUGGACUGCCUUGGGGAAAAGUGUAUAAAUAAAACGAGAAAUAGAACGGUUCACAGCUAUUUGUUUUUCUUCUGUUCUUGGCCUGUAUAGCUGUGAUAUGGUUGUGCUACGGUCGUACGAUGCUGAUGCUCAUCGUCCACACCAGCGCAUGAGCUCGCGGGACGCCGCUGAGACCUGUGGUCCAUGCAUGAGAUAAUUGUCUGUCUAUUACGCUUGCUAUGUUUGGCGCAUGCAAAAUAAAAAGCACAUGCC
Messenger RNA from Trichoderma asperellum CBS 433.97, 603 nucleotides. RefSeq lists its product as uncharacterized. Gene Ontology annotation, biological process: mitochondrial electron transport, ubiquinol to cytochrome c. The record is from RefSeq and is a predicted model, not a curated record. Lineage: Eukaryota; Fungi; Ascomycota; Sordariomycetes; Hypocreales; Hypocreaceae.